UUAUAUCCUACCGUAGUCUAUAAUCGGUCAUAUUGUCAAUUCGUUCGCUUUUUUUGGUUGUAUUUAUCUCGUGAAUAAACUCCGCUCUGACGUCACUUUUCACAUUUCACAGCGUACAAGUAUCAGCUUCACUUGAAAUCAACUCGUUUCAAAAAAAUGAGAUUCCUAAAGGUAUGUAUGAUUAAAAAUAUAUAAUAAUUUCAUAAAAGUGCCAUUUUCCUUAACCUCUUUUGAAAACAAUUAUCAACAGGUCUAAAAUCGUAUUUAUAGUGAGAAACAAACCCAGUCCCGGCAUCCACCUUUUUGUUUACAUAUUUUUCCAGGUCAGAACUCAUAUCCGUUUCCUGUAAGGCCAACCAAAUUGUUUUUUACGUCUUUUCAAUAUAGCAAGCACCUUACAUUAUUUUAUUAAUUUUACGGGAAAAUAUGUCAAACUGAGAUGAGAAAAACACAAAUUACAACCAAAUCAAUGGUGGAAUGUGCAUAUUAAAACUAACAAUAAAAUACUUGAAAUAGGAAACAUCAGCUUGUAAAACGUAAACACAAGGUAGAUAAUAUUUCAAAAAACAAAAAUAAUUGCAUUAAGAACAAUUUCUUUAGUUUUAUAAAGUAAAUUUGACCUAGAUACAUAUCAAAUGUUUUACUGAAUUUUUCUUCUUUCUGUUUUUUAAACACAAAUGGGUCAGUAUAAUUAAUAACUUUUUGUAUUAUAUUUGUAGAUCAAUCAAGUUCAUCAACCAGGGGGGAAAGCCAAAUACAGGACCUAUUCUCCAACUGCAUUAACACGUGCAUAUUCAGCAAUAAUGGUUGAUAAACUAUCUAUCCAUAGAGCUUCAAAGUCUUAUGGUGUACCAUUUCAAACUCUUAGGGAUAGGGUAACUGGAAAUGUAGAUCCUGAGUGUCGUACUAUGGGCAAUGCACCUUUUUUUACAUUAGAUGAAGAAAGCCGGUUGGUGAUACAUUUGAAGGAAAUGGCUCAACUUGGAUAUGGAUAUAACAGACAGGAAGUUGUGGAUAUAGCUACUGACUAUGCAGUUAUGCUUGACAAGAAAACUAAAAAUGAUAAACCUCUAACUCUUACCUGGUUCUAUGGAAUGCUUGGAAGAUGGCCAGAUCUCAAAGUUGUAAAACCAAGGGCAUUGGAGGUUGCAAGAGCAAAAGCUGCCAACAAGGAGAACAUUACGAAGUACUUUAAUGAACUCGAGAAAGCCCUACUGAAAUAUGAUCUUAUGGACAAACCCCAUCUGAUUUACAAUGUUGAUGAGAAGGGUGUAACCAUCAACCACAACCCAUCAAAGGUAGUGUCAGGAGUGGAGACAUCAUCACAGGAGGUUACAUCUGGAAAGGGUGACACUGUGACUAUCUUGGGGUGUGGAAAUGCAAUUGGCAAUGCAUUACCCCCUUACUUUGUCUUCCCAGGACAGAGAAUGAAUGAUCAGUUGCUAGAGGGGUCUACACCAGGAACAGUUGGCACUGUCUCUAAGACCGGUUGGUCUAUUUCAGAACUGUUCAUGGAUUUCCUCAGUAAUCAUUUCAAGAAAUUUGUUCCAGGUAAUGGGCAUGUGAUGUUAUUGUUAGAUGGACAUAAAUCUCAUGUUGCUGUUAGCACAAUUAAAUGGGCAAAGCGUCAUAACAUUGUUAUACAGUUACUUCCAGCACACACCAGCCAUCUUUUGCAACCGUUGGAUGUAGGUUGUUAUGGUCCUCUGCAAAAUAUAUACAACAGCCUUUGUCAUAGAACUAUCAGAACAAAACAAUGUGCACUAACUCGUUAUGAUGUUUGUAGCAUGGCAUGCAAAGCUUACGGAAAUGCCUUAUCAGCCAGUAAUUUGCAGUCAGCUUUUAGAAAAACAGGAAUUUUUCCGUUCACAAAAGACAUUAUCAAUGACUUACCACUGACACCAUCAGAGGCAUUUAUAAGUGACAUUGAAAACCAUCCUGAGAACACUGUACUAGAGACUGUAGAAGCUGUUAACAGUGCGGUAGUUGUGAGAGAGAAUGAGAAUGACAGUGUGGUGAUUGAAAGAGAGGAAGUUGAGAGUGAUAAGGAGAAUGUGGGUGUUCUGAGGGAAGGAGAGAUUGGUUUGGAGGUAGCUAGGAGUGUUGUGAGUAAUAGAGAGGAAGUUGAGAGUGACAAGGAGAAUGAGAGUGUUGUGAGUGUGAGUGGUAGAAUGAUAGAUGUAGUUGGAAGAGAUGAAGGGAGUAAGAGUGAUUUUUUUGUAAAGAAGGUAGUGGCAAUGAAAAGAGUGAAAGGGGAGAAAAAAAAGAAGAGGAAUGUGUUAAGCAGGGUUAUUAGUGGAAAGACUGUGACAGAGGAUGAUGUGUUAGAGAGGGUAAAAGAGCAUGUGAGUAAGAAUCCUGGGAAGAAAGCAAGUGAUAGUAGUGUGAAUAAAAGCUGUGCAAAAAGUAGUAAGAAAGGCCAGAAUGGAUCUGUGGGGUGUAAGAGGAAGAGAGAGCAAGAGAAGAAAAAAAUUGUAAAAUGUAGCAAGAGUGAUUCACAGAAGCCAGGAACGAGUGGAGUGGGUAAAUGUGUAAGUGAGUGGGCAAUAGACAGUGAGAGUGAGAGUGAGUCUGAAAUAAGAGAGGAUGAAAAGUGCUGUGUAUGUAAGAAGUUUGUUCCAGAGCAGGUGAGACAGAGUAGUAGUUUGAUAUUUACUAAGUGGGCACAAUGUGAGAAGUGUGAGAGGUGGGUGCAUCUUAUUUAUUGUACAAAAGUGAGAGUUAUUAGAAGGGGUGACAGUUUCAUGUGUGUGUUCUGUGAGAAAGGUGUAGAGUAAUUGGUAAAUAAAAAUAAAAAUCAU
Molecule: messenger RNA, 2801 nt
Organism: Mytilus californianus (California mussel)
Lineage: Eukaryota; Metazoa; Mollusca; Bivalvia; Mytilida; Mytilidae
Exons: 1
Coding region: 804-2777 (657 amino acids)
Cellular component (GO): nucleus
Molecular function (GO): DNA binding
Source: RefSeq, a predicted model, not a curated record